Messenger RNA from Verticillium nonalfalfae, 726 nucleotides. RefSeq lists its product as uncharacterized. NCBI's taxonomy places the organism in Eukaryota, Fungi, Ascomycota, Sordariomycetes, Glomerellales, Plectosphaerellaceae. The transcript is spliced from 3 exons. The record is from RefSeq and is a predicted model, not a curated record. The coding region runs from base 1 to 726 and encodes 241 amino acids.
AUGUCCUUUCUUCGUAGCCGCGGACUGCGGACCACCCUCGUUUCACUUGCGUUAACCACAUCAGCAGGCGUAGGCGCGUGCUUUGUUGGUCUUCAGCAAUGGACCAAGCCGACAUACUUUGAGGCGUUUGACUGUAGAUCCCACCCUGUGCUGCAUCACCCGAGCCUGGAGCCUCUGCGUCUCGCGGGAAAGCCCCGGUUCGGCGACAGUUGUGUCCGGGAGGUUGCUUUCCAGGACAUCGAGCCCGAAUUGCUGCAAAACGGGCUUUCUGGAGGGACAGCCUUGUUAGAGCAGUUCGCUGGGGGAGUGUUUGGUCGAUACGCAUUUCGGAUUCAGCGCAAUCUCAUGAAGAAGUUCCGCAAGAGCGAUGCGAACUCGACCGACUUGUGGGAGGAAGAGCAAAUCAGCGACAGCAAUUUCAACAUCGGCACCAUUAUUGCCGAUGAUUUUAUUGUGCGAGACAAAUCAUCAACCUCGAUCAUGUUGCAGGGAGGGACAUCACCCCGAUAUUCGCCGGAUGAGCCUCACGAAAUGGACACCAUCGUCAUCCUGCGAGUCAACCUGGACCGAGAACGACAAUUGGCGGAGUUCAGGCUCGAAUGCAUCGUGGCGACCAACGACAUCACGGCAGACGACCGUCCAGCACUGGGCACCGCUGAAAUCUUCUUGCACCAAUGCUACUCAAAACUACUGCUGACAGCAGGUUCAGACUCUUGCAUUUCAUAG